GGGAGUGAUAAGGAGGUCAGAAGAUGGAAGAAAAUAUGUGACUCCAAAUCCCAAGGCCACCCCAGGACAUUGAGCUCAGCAGAAUGAACCCAAGAGUGUAUACAUACUUUGAGACCACAGCCUAGACUCCUCUUCUGGCUUCCUAAUUCAGUAGUUAGCCCGGCGAAUAACUCAGUUAACUCGAUGCCCCUGUGCCAUGACCUCUGAGGUGGAGAGCUCAGGUUACUGGCUGUGGCCCCAAAGGCCUAUCGCCCUCUAGACUUUUGACGCAGAGACCGGGACCCCACAGGAUGCUCUGCAUUACUGAGGGCUUGCGUGCCUUUCGGAGACGAGGAACAGCUGACACGUGUGAUACAUUAGUCCUGUCUGCUCUCCUUGGCACUCUGUGGAGCCCCGGGGAGUUUCCCUUUUAAAGAGGUGGCCCUUCAAAGCUGGAGGACUCAGGAGCAAGGCUGUGCAUCUCUCUGGGUUUCAGCCGCAGGACUGAAGCCACAUUCGCACCCCUGACCUGCGUGCGCUCGUGGCCAGCACGGAGGUGCCAAGGCAGCUGUAGAAGCAGACUCCUGGGGACCCUGAAAUGGUGACCAUCUGGUGGUUCUGGUCUCUGCUGGCCAUCUGUGCUUCAGACUCAUUCCGGGACCAGGCAGUGAACAUCAUGAGAACCACACCAGUCAUCGAUGGGCACAAUGACUUGCCUUGGCAACUGCUGUCUUUGUUCAACAACCAGCUGCAGAAACCAGAGGCCAACUUGAACACGCUACUCAAAACCCACACCAACAUCCCCAAACUGAAGGCUGGCUUUGUGGGAGGCCAGUUCUGGUCCGCAUACAUGCCUUGUGACACCCAAAACAAAGAUGCCGUGAAAAGAAUACUGGAACAGAUCGAUGUCAUACACCGCAUGUGCCAACUAUAUCCUGAGACCUUCAUGUGUGUCACCAAUAGUUCAGACAUCCUACAGGCUUUCCAGAAGGGGAAAGUGGCCAGUCUGAUCGGCGUGGAAGGUGGCCACUUAAUUGACAGCAGCCUCGGUGUCUUGCGGACACUCUACCAUCUGGGCAUGCGGUACCUGACCCUCACCCACAAUUGCAACACGCCCUGGGCUGACAACUGGCUAGUGGACAAAGGAGAUGACGAGGCUGAGAGCCAUGGACUGUCACCCUUUGGGAAGCGUGUGCUGAAUGAGAUGAACCGCCUGGGUGUCAUGAUUGACUUGUCCCACGUGUCUGUGGCCACCAUGAAGGAUGCUCUGCAGCUAUCCAAGGCACCGGUCAUCUUCAGCCACUCCUCUGCCUACAGCCUGUGUCCAAGCGGGCGGAACGUACCUGAUGACAUACUGCAGCUGGUGAAGAACACAAGCAGUCUGGUGAUGGUGAACUUCUACAGCAACUUUGUGUCCUGUUCAGACAGUGCCACCUUGUCCCAAGUGGCUGACCACCUGGACUACAUCAAGAAGGUGGCAGGCGCUGGGGCUGUGGGCCUUGGAGGAGAUUAUGAUGGUGUUACCAAGCUUCCUGUGGGAUUGGAGGAUGUUUCUAAGUACCCAGACCUGAUAGCGGAGCUUCUCAGGAGGAACUGGACAGAGACCGAGGUCAGAGGCGUGCUAGCUGACAACCUGGUGCGGGUCUUCUCUCAAGUGGAACUGGUAAGCAAUAACAUGCAAGCUCCUGAGGAAGAGCCUAUCGCCCUGGGUGAGCUGGAUGGCUCCUGCAGGACACACUAUGGAUACUCAGAGGCCCCCAGCAUCCACUUGCAGACAGGGGUCCUGGUGGCCUCUCUGGCUUCCCUGCUCUUCAGUCUGCAUCUUCUGUGACAGCUGAAGGACCAGAACCUCCUCCAGUGCUCUCAGAGUUCAGGGAAGACUGGACAAGCCCAGGGUCCCUGUUGUCCAUGCAAAACCACACCCUUUCCUGAAUAAGCAGUGUGCUUACCUGGGGGACAUCUCAAGACACAGGCAUGCAAUAAACACAAUGAGCCUUUAAGUGCUGAGUAGGUAUGCUGUAUCUCAGCCCUGAAAGGUUUUUCUGAGCAUCUGGAGAGCAGAUGCUGAGAACAGCCCUGUGUGAACAAGACAUGGGAGCACCCGAGUUCUUGGAGGGGAGGCCUAGAAGGAACCCAGAGGUCUGCAAAGGGUCUCACAUGAGCACUGGCUAGUUUGAAAAAUCAUGGUCCAUGUUACAGUGGCUACCUUUCCACCUCACUAUGCAUGUACCACAUGCACAUGAUCCCCUCCCACAACACACAUUGACUCAUGUGCACAAACAUAGACACAUAUAUAUCAUACAUGGGCACGUGUACUCUGACGAAUACCAUAUGAGAGUCACACAUAUCUAUCUGGGUUCUGUAGUCCUGGGAAGGGACCCAGGUAAUCUGAAUCUGGUCCAGCCUUGAAGGAUGGGAUCCAGAUAGGACGGGUGCCUGGACUCUGGGGGGUGUCUCACACAGCUAACAGCAGGUCUUUCCAGAUUCAUAGGGCAGAGGUUGUCUCCUAUGUCCUACCUAGCAUGGUUGUUAGUAUGAAACAGGGCACCAGGCCUUCCAGUGAGGACAUUCAAGGAUGAGUCUUGUGAAUAAACUUGUGAGAGACAGCAUUCACCUGAAUG
Mastomys coucha (southern multimammate mouse) is the source of this 2600-nucleotide messenger RNA. It is a transcript of the gene Dpep1, whose product is annotated as dipeptidase 1. Gene Ontology annotation, biological process: proteolysis. NCBI's taxonomy places the organism in Eukaryota, Metazoa, Chordata, Mammalia, Rodentia, Muridae. The coding region runs from base 578 to 1810 and encodes 410 amino acids. The record is from RefSeq and is a predicted model, not a curated record. Gene Ontology annotation, molecular function: metallodipeptidase activity. The transcript has 11 exons.